Dichotomopilus funicola is the source of this 267-nucleotide messenger RNA. RefSeq lists its product as uncharacterized. The transcript has a single exon. The record is from RefSeq and is a predicted model, not a curated record. NCBI's taxonomy places the organism in Eukaryota, Fungi, Ascomycota, Sordariomycetes, Sordariales, Chaetomiaceae. Bases 1 to 267 code for a protein of 88 amino acids.
AUGCAAAAAUUGCUCGCUGGCAUGAUGGAUACCGGGGCUUUGAGCGACAUCUUCCGCGGCCCACCGCCAAGCGGUAUUCAUGGCCCAGUUCGGGAUGAAGCACACAUGCCUGGCGAUUGGGAAAUGCUCAUCGAGGCUGCACAACAAAAAGGUGUACUCAGCGUGGAGGCCGCGGAACAAUGGAGGUGCUACAUUUUAGAGGAAGCGUACCAAGAGUACCAAGACCGAGUAGAGCGGUAUGCCAAGUGGAGCGCGGUCUUGAAAUAG